AUGUUAGUGUCAAAAGGCAAUUUCACUAUCAACUUACCGACGCACCCGCUCUGCCUCACCCUUGGUGGUGAUCAAAACCACUUCGUCGUACAAUUCAAUGCCUUCUUCGUAUCUCAAAAGACCUGGAAUCAUCAACUUGGCUCCGUAACAAACAGAGUUCACAGCAGAGUCCUUCACAACAAGUCUCUUGUAGCCAACAAGCAAAGUCUCCAAAGGAGAAAUGAUCUUUCUCAGGUAGCUCUCGUCUCUAGAGUUGUCGUAAAGCCAUUGAGCGUCCAUGACAUCGUGCAAAGUCACAAGGUUGUCAUUUUCAGAAAGCGCACCAGAACGAACUCUUCUAAGCUCUUGCAUGUGUCCUCCAACUCCCAAAAGCAUACCAAGAUGCACACACAAAGUUCUCAUAUAGGUACCAGCCUCGCAGGAAGCCCAGAAAACACCCAAACCACGCUUGUUGUCGAACUCAAAGAGCUUCGAGUCGUAAAUGGUUCUCACUCUCAACUGUCUCUUGACAGCAGAAAUCAAAGGAGGUCUUUGGAACAGUGCACCGGUCAGACAAUCAAACAGCCAGUGACCUUUGGAUCAAGGGUUCCCGAAUGUCCUGUCUUCUCGGUUCUCAAGAUUCUCUUCACCCAGGCAACAACCUCGUGCGAGGAAGGAUUCGAUGGCUUGUCCAAGUUGAUCACACCCGAAGAAAUGUAG
Messenger RNA from Ogataea philodendri, 699 nucleotides. RefSeq lists its product as uncharacterized. The coding region runs from base 1 to 699 and encodes 232 amino acids. The record is from RefSeq and is a predicted model, not a curated record. The transcript has 3 exons. NCBI's taxonomy places the organism in Eukaryota, Fungi, Ascomycota, Pichiomycetes, Pichiales, Pichiaceae.